GCAAGCACCAUGUCUGAUACAGCAAAGAUCCAGGCCGUAGUAUUAGAUGCCGGUCCUCUUAUAACCCAAACCGCAUCAGCAUUACAACAAUACGCCUCUGAGUAUUACACAACCCCAGGAGUUCAUGCAGAAUUAAAAGAUGAGCAUGCCAGACAACAAUUGAUAUUAUGGGGUGAUAAGUUGAACGUUAGACAUCCCAAACCUGAGUUUAUUCAAAAGGUGAUUAGUUUUGCUAAAUUAACUGGUGAUUAUUCUGUGUUGUCCGUUAAUGAUUUACAUAUUAUCGCCCUUGCUUACGAGUUGGAAGUUGAGCGUAAUAAUGGUGAUUGGAGAUUAAGAAAGUUCCCAGGAGAACAGUUGCAACUUAAAAAGCAACAGGAAGAAAAGAAGGAAGAAGAUGCUACCAAGACUAAAGAAGAUGAAGAAGAUGGAUUUACAGUUGUGGAACAUAAGCCUAAGCAAGGUAAUUCGAAUAGACCACGUCGUAGAGGGGGAAGAAGACAAAGAGAAAAGAGAGAAGCAGAAUUGAGAAAACAAAUGGAACAAGGUAACAGUGAAGAGUUUGAAAGUGUUACAGAUGACACCAUCACUCAAGUCGAAGAAACAACCGUGCCUGAAGAAACCGAAACCCAAGCCACUACCGAAUCCACCGAAGAUGUAAAUAUAGAAGCACAUGACGAGACUUCGGAAACGUAUGAAUUAACCGAAGAAUAUAACGAAGAGGAUGAUGACGGAGAAUGGAUCACCCCAGAUAACUUACAGGAAGAGUUGUUAAAAGACAACAACGAAGAAACCCAAGAAGCAAGUGCCACUGGUCCUUUAAUUAAGGUUGCAUUGGCAACCGGCGAUUUCGCCUGUCAAAACGUUGCCAUGCAAAUUAAUAUCAAUCUUUUAAAUGCAAUGUCAGGUAAGCAAAUCAAAAGAGUCAGAAAUUAUAUGUACAGAUGUCAUGCAUGUUUCAGAUUAACACCUAUAAAUAAGAACGGUCAACCUAAACAUUUCUGUCCAAAAUGUGGUGGUAAUACUUUACUAAGAUGUGCUGUGUCUGUAGACACCUUAACAGGUAAGGUAACUCCACAUUUGAAAGCUAAUUUCCAAUGGUACAAGCGUGGUGAAAGAUUCACACUUCCUUCCCCAUUAAGUAAGAACCUGCAGAAGAAACAAGGUAAUGCUGGUUACCAACAUAAUAAAGAAAACCGUCAUAAAUCUUUACAAUCUCCUUUAAUCUUGAGAGAAGAUCAAAAGGAAUAUCAACAAGCAUUAAAGAAUGACGAAUGGCAAAGAAGACAAAAUGAGAAGAUGCUUCAAGAAUGGAUUGGUGGAGGUAGUGCUGAUAACUACGUAUCACCAUUCAGUACAAACAUGAACAAUAUUAGACCAUCAGGUGUAAGAGUUGGACGGGGAAGAUUUGUGAACUCGUCAAAGGGUAAGAAGAAGUAGUAGUAGUAGUUCUAUAAAUAGAUUGUUGUAAUUGCCAUAGAUUUUUUU
Messenger RNA from Spathaspora passalidarum NRRL Y-27907, 1488 nucleotides. RefSeq names its product rRNA-binding endoribonuclease (gene HBR3). Gene Ontology annotation, biological process: ribosomal small subunit biogenesis; maturation of SSU-rRNA. The coding region runs from base 10 to 1440 and encodes 476 amino acids. NCBI's taxonomy places the organism in Eukaryota, Fungi, Ascomycota, Pichiomycetes, Serinales, Debaryomycetaceae. Gene Ontology annotation, cellular component: preribosome, small subunit precursor. The record is from RefSeq and is a predicted model, not a curated record. Gene Ontology annotation, molecular function: RNA endonuclease activity. The transcript has a single exon.